This is a messenger RNA of Gavialis gangeticus (Gharial), 1814 nucleotides long. It is a transcript of the gene KBTBD13, whose product is annotated as kelch repeat and BTB domain containing 13. The transcript has a single exon. Gene Ontology annotation, molecular function: protein binding. The record is from RefSeq and is a predicted model, not a curated record. Bases 345 to 1769 code for a protein of 474 amino acids. NCBI's taxonomy places the organism in Eukaryota, Metazoa, Chordata, Crocodylia, Gavialidae.
CUCCAGUCCAAUACAAGCUCCACGUCAAUCUGACGGACGCCUCUGCUACAUCCCGUCGGUCUCUUCGCAGGCUCCCCUGGAUUUGCUCAGGACAAAGGCUGCCGCUAUCAGUUAGCAAGUGCACUCCUAGGAUGCCGUCUGAACGGCAUCCGCUUGCUGCUCUCGUUGCUGGCAGCUCCGAUCACAUGGGCCGCGGCUAUCUUUAGCCAGAGGGCUUCAUAUUACAAGCGAGCGGUUCGGAGCGGCUGGGAAGGCACAGAAAGAUAUCAAACCACCGAGAAAGAGAUAGGAAUUGCACCGGCUGCACGCUGGAAGGCACCUUGGGUACCACUCCUGGCGUGCGGAUGCAUUACGAGGCACCGCCAAGUGCAUGCUUGCUGAGUCGCCUCUCCGGCAGCCAGAGCAUGACUCAGACGUCGGCAACCGAGAGAGUCCGGAUCAACGUGGAAGAGGCGUUUUUCGCCGUGGACAAGGCCCUGCUGGUGGAGCACAGCGACUACUUCUGCGCCCUCUUCCGCUCCGGCAUGAGGGAGAGCACGCAAGACGAGAUCCAGCUCCAGGACCUGAGCGCCACGGGGUUCUUCAUCAUGCUCCAAGUCCUGGCGGGCGAGAGCCCCACGCUGAGCUGCGAGGAGAACGUCAAGGCGGUCGAAUGCGCGGCGUUCCUGCACGUGAAGCCGCUGGCCAAGUACCUGAUCAAUUCGAUCAACUCUGACAACUGCAUCAUCCUGUAUCAAGCCGCCGCCAUUUUUGGCUUGCUGGACCUUUUCCACAGUGCCGCCCUGUAUAUCCGGGACAGCUACUCUGAGCUAGAGCAGUACUUAGACUGCCUUUCCCCUGACCUGCUGGAUUACGUCGACUCUCUCGUGCCCAGCACGUUCAUCGCGGUGGGGGCCCAUACGCCCACCUUUGAGUUCCUGGAGGACCUUUCGAGGACCAUUUGCUACCUGGACGAGGAGAGCAACGCGUGGAAGACGCUCUCCUGCUUACCGCUGGCGGCCAGCACGUUCCUGGCCGGCAUGGCGACAUUGGAGAACAAGAUCUAUAUCGUGGGGGGCGUCUACGGGGCCAGCAAGCAAGUCGUAGACAGCAGCUUCUGCUACGACGCCGACACGAACAGCUGGAGCAAGUUCCCCAGCCCCAAGCAGCCCCGGUACGACGUCACGCUGACGGGCCACGAAGGCUGCCUGUACGCCAUCGGAGGGGAGUACGAGAAGGUCUCGCUCAAAUCCGUGGAGAAAUACGACGUGUCCUCCAACACCUGGACUUUCCUCUCCGACCUGCCCCAGCCCACGGCAGGGGCGCCCUGCACCCAGGCGAUGGGGAGGAUCUUUGUCUGCUUGUGGAAACCCCUGGACACCACCAUCAUCUACGAGUACGAGACCCAGAAGGACGAGUGGCUUCCCGUCGCGGACCUGAAGAGGCCUCAGAGCUACGGUCACUGCAUGGUGGCCCACCGAGACAACCUCUACGUCAUGAGGAACGGGCCCUCGGACGACUUCUUGCGGUGCGUGAUCGACUGCUUCAACCUCACCACCCGGCAGUGGGCGGCCUUACCCGGGCAGUUCGUCAACAGCAAGGGAGCGCUCUUCACGGCCGUGGUCCGGGGGGACACCGUGUACACCGUCAACAGGAUGCUCACCCUCCUCUACUCCAUCGAAGAGGACAGCUGGCGGUUCAAGAAGGAGAAGGCCGGGUUCCCGAGGGCAGGCUCCCUGCAGACCUUUCUGCUCAGGCUACCAAGGAGAGACCACAGCAUUGCCACCUAGUCGGUGCCGUGCAGGCCACGGCAUACGAGAGAGCUGAAUGAAGUG